Messenger RNA from Drechmeria coniospora, 1728 nucleotides. RefSeq lists its product as uncharacterized. NCBI's taxonomy places the organism in Eukaryota, Fungi, Ascomycota, Sordariomycetes, Hypocreales, Ophiocordycipitaceae. The coding region runs from base 1 to 1728 and encodes 575 amino acids. The record is from RefSeq and is a predicted model, not a curated record. The transcript has 2 exons.
AUGGCAGCGCAUAACGGCAUCGGCAGGUGUAGAAGCAACUCGAAUCGACCAGACUGGCCACCAGCACUGGCAGCGGCAGCAUCUGCGCCAAUGCCGACAACAGCACUUCUACCAGAGACGCCAACACCAACGCCAGCGCCUAGCGAUGGCGUCCAGGUGGUGACGACCACUGACACAAUACCCGCCACGACAGGGACGGCAGCAUCAGUAGCACCACCACCGCUGCCGCCACUGCCAGAGGACCCCCAACAAAUGCCGUUACAAAUGCAACACCAACCAUCGCUCCACCAAGGUCAACCACUUGCGCUUGACAUGAAUCUUGCCACGGCCAACCCUUCGACACAGCACAGACAUUUCUCUCAGCAGCAGACGCAGCAACCAUCGCAGCAGCCAUCUCAGCAGCCAUCUCAGCAGCCAUCGCAACAGCUAUCGCAACAGCCAUCGCAGCAGCCAUCGCGACAGCCAUCGCGACAGCCAUCGCGACAGCCAUACCAGCAGACAUCUCAAACGCUAUCCCGGCAGCCGUUUCACCCGCAACCUCAACAGCCGUCGUCUCAGCAGCAGCAAUCACAACACCAACAACACCCGCAGCGUCUGCACCCGUCCCUGCCGUUCCAGCAGCAAUACACAACCUCGCUGCCACAGCACCAGCAACAACAGCAGCCGCCGCCGCCGCCGCAGCAGCAGCAGCACCUCCCAGCGCCGCAGUCCGUCAUGAACGGCGUCAACGGCGCCAACAUGGCGGCCGCCAUGUCCACGCCUGCACCGACCCCCGCUGGCCAUCAGGCCGAGCUCAAUUACAUCUAUGGCAUGGUGGAAGAGCUCAGCCGCCAGCUUGCCGACAACAGACGUGUCACCGAAGACAUAGUCACCGGCCUCGGCUGCGUCCGCAGCAAAGCACGCUCCCACGGCCUGCGCAACGAGGAGCUCCUCGGUUCCGCCGCCGAUGAGUUCGAAGCCGAUGAGAGAAACCUCGACGCGCUCAUCUCCGUCCUCACCGAGUCCCUCGAGAAAGCCAACCAUUCGCGCGACGCCAACGCGAGCCUCCUCGCCCAGUACGCCAACGCUCUCGCACUCAUGCUCAAGCAGUUCCACGAGUACAAGGCCAAGCAUGUCGCCGACGUCGCCUCCUGGCACCGCUCCUACCGCGUUCAGCUCGACGAGGCCCGCAAGGAGAACAGCCGGCUGCGGGAGCAGAUCUGGGAAAUGCAGUCCCACGCCCGCGCCGCCAACGACAACCUGCGCGCCUUCCGACGCUCCUAUGCCGAGAACGAGGACCACUGGGCUGGUCGCCGAGACGACGUCGCCGCCCGCCAGGAGAUUCGCUUCUGGAAGCGCAUGGCCAUGCCCGAGCGGGACGAUGACGACCCCUACUGGAGUGCCGACGACGAUCUCGUCGACGCCGCCGAGAAGGACCGACAGAAUCAGCUGGAGCAGCACGCCGCCGCCGAGCAGAUGCUGGACGAGGAAGACGAGGAAGACGAGGAAGACGACGACGGCGACGACGGCGAAGAUGGAGACGGCGAAGAUGAGGAGGACAACGGCCUCGACGAAGACGGCCGCCUCCAUCGCCGUCAGCCACCGCCCAUAGCCCACCUGCCCAUCCUCGGCGGCCCGGCAGCCCGGAGGGAGAGGGAGGAACCCGUCACCUCUCUGCCGCCUCCGCGGCCCUCCAGCGCUGCCUCGAGCACGGCCUCGAGCACGGGCUCGACCGGCGCCUUGGGUUGA